This is a messenger RNA of Bipolaris oryzae ATCC 44560, 1758 nucleotides long. RefSeq lists its product as uncharacterized. The coding region runs from base 1 to 1758 and encodes 585 amino acids. The transcript is spliced from 6 exons. The record is from RefSeq and is a predicted model, not a curated record. Gene Ontology annotation, biological process: methionyl-tRNA aminoacylation. NCBI's taxonomy places the organism in Eukaryota, Fungi, Ascomycota, Dothideomycetes, Pleosporales, Pleosporaceae. Gene Ontology annotation, molecular function: ATP binding; methionine-tRNA ligase activity.
AUGCACGUCCGAAUAGCCAAUACGACAAUUCCGGCAUGCCGGAGGGUAUUUUCCGGCUUCCAAAGGCGCUCACCAUGGAUCCAGUCGUCAUGUCGAAGUGAUAGCAAUCGCAAUCGACGGUUUAUCACCACCCAGACAUCCAUUGAGAAACCGUACUACAUCACCACACCUAUAUUCUAUGUCAAUGCUGCCCCUCAUGUUGGCCACCUGUAUACCAUGGUUCUUACCGAUGUAAUCAAGCGUUGGCAUGUGCUUAAGGGAGAGAACGCUAUUUUGUGUACGGGGACGGAUGAACACGGCCUAAAGGUACAAAGAGCAGCAGCAAAGGCAGGCGUCGACCCAAAGCUGUUUUGCGACCAAGGCGCCGAAAUCUUCAAGGAACUGGCACAAAAAGCGGAAAUCACAAAUGAUCAUUUCGUACGAACAACCGACCGUGAACACAGGAGUGCUGUAGAAUAUGCAUGGUACUUGUUACAAGAGAAGGGCCUCAUAUACGAGCAGAGACACGAGGGCUGGUAUUCAGUCACGGACGAAUGCUUCUACCCACAAUCUGCUGUGCAGCCAUACCUUGACCCGCCGUCGGGACGGAAGAUAAUGACAUCAAUCGAAACAGGUAGUGAAGUGGAGUGGUCUUCUGAAGAGAACUAUCACUUCCGUCUUUCAGCCUUUCGGGACCAUUUGCUAGAUUUCUUCAAAGAAAAUCCCGAAUGGAUCACGCCUGAACAUCGUAUGAAGGAGGUUGUGCAAGCAGUCGAGUCGGGUCUGGAGGACUUGUCAAUUUCCCGGCCAUCUGAUCGACUUACAUGGGGAAUUCGGGUUCCUGGAGACGACUCACAGACUAUUUACGUAUGGCUUGAUGCGCUCAUGAACUACGCUACAAAGGCAGGUUACCCGUGGACUCCAGGGCACGAAAAAGCAGGAGGCUGGCCCGCUGACUGUCACGUCAUUGGCAAAGACAUUGUCCGCUUCCACUGCAUCUAUUGGCCAGCUUUUCUCAUGGCACUUGGACUUCCCCUUCCAAAGAAGAUACUAACCCACGCCCAUUGGACUCUUGGAGGAUCAAAAAUGUCCAAGUCGACUGGCAGGGUAGUCGAUCCCUUCCAUGCUAUCAACAGAUACGGACCGGAUGUCAUGCGCUUCUACAUGGCUUCUGAGGGUGGUAUACGAGAUGAUGCUAGCUAUGAUAACGACCGCAUCAUCACCAUGUAUACCAAAUUUCUGAAUCAGCAACUCGGCAACCUUGCUUCUCGUGUUACAAGAGGUAAGAAGUGGAGUGUCCGGGGUGCUAUCGAGCGUAUGGGCCAAAGGCCAAAAGAAGUUUGGGAAGAAGGCCCGGGUGCCAGGUUCUACAACAACUCACUUGCUACUAUCGCUUCAGAAGUAGAGGCGUCUUUCGAGGCUUACGAUCCACGCCAAGCCGCCUACCAGAUAUGCAAUUUCGUACGAGGAUCGAAUGCAUUCUUCCAAAUGUCAAAGCCCUGGGAUAAAGUGUUGUACUUCGGUCCUGGUGAGCCGGGCGAGGAAGUGGAUAAGAUUAUUUAUCUUGCCUCUGAAGCGCUUCGCAUCACUGGUAUCUUGCUCCAGCCCUACAUGCCGAACAAGACAAAUACUUUGCUCGACCAGUUAGGUGUACAGCCUGAUCGCAGAACACUGGAGUACUGCAAGCCUGGCGCUGAUUUGGACUAUGGAACUCCACUGGUUGAGUUGGGUGGGAUGUACAAGGGUGUGCUGUUCCCACCGCUUACAAGCCUCGAGUAG